Molecule: messenger RNA, 1496 nt
Organism: Malus domestica (apple)
Lineage: Eukaryota; Viridiplantae; Streptophyta; Magnoliopsida; Rosales; Rosaceae
Product: protein PMR5-like
Cellular component (GO): Golgi apparatus
Molecular function (GO): O-acetyltransferase activity
Source: RefSeq, a predicted model, not a curated record
AGAAUCAAGAUUUCAACUUUUGUUCUCAAAUUUACAGUACUCCGGUACUCUCUUCUUUUCAGCUUUUGCUUUUUCAUCAUUACCCAAUAAUCUCUCCUCUGCAAGACUGCAAUGGCUCCUUUCUGCUCCCAAUCUAUUGGUUCAUGCUUAGCUCUUUUGUGCUUAGUUUUUGUUCAAUCCCACUCUGCCAUAAUAUACAGCAUGAAGAACCACCACCACCACCACAACUUCCACCAUCACAGAACAGCUCCGAUGUUCCAAACCAACCAAUCCAAUUGCGCAUUGUUUGAAGGCACUUGGGUCCAAGACGACUCCUACCCAAUGUACCAAUCUUCCCAGUGCCCCUUAAUCAUCGACCCUGAAUUCAACUGCCAAAUGUACGGCCGCCCGGACUCCGAUUACCUCAAGUACAGAUGGAGACCCCUCAACUGUGAGCUCCCAAGGUUCAAUGGGGCUGAGUUUCUGCUCAAAAUGAAGGGGAAAACAGUGAUGUUUGUAGGUGAUUCACUUGGGAGGAAUCAAUGGGAGUCUUUGGUUUGCCUGAUUUACUCUGCAAAUCCACAAACCCAGACUCAAAUGGUCAAAGGAGACCCACUCUCAACAUUCAGUUUCCUGGACUACGGCUUGACACUGCAAUUUUACAAAGCUCCGUACCUGGUCGACAUAGAAAUGUAUCAAGGGAAGAGAGUUCUGAGGCUGGAGGACAUUUCGGAGAACAGCAAGGUGUGGCGGAACGCCGACGUGCUGUCGUUUAACACCGGUCAUUGGUGGAGCCACAAAGGAGGUCUCCAAGGGUGGGAUUACAUGGAAUCAGGAGGGUAUUAUUACCAAGAUAUGGACCGUUUAGCUGCUUUGGAGAAAGGGAUGAAAACAUGGGCGAAUUGGAUUGACUCGAACAUCGACACCACAAGGACCAGAGUUUUCUUCCUCUCUAUUUCUCCCACACACUAUGACCCAAAUGAAUGGAAUGGGGGUGCAACUCCUACAACCACCAAGAACUGCUAUGGAGAAACAGCACCAAUGAAAGUGAGCGGAGUAACUUAUCCCGGGAGUACUUAUCCAGACCAAAUGAGAGUGAUGGACAGUGUGAUCCGGGGCAUGAGAAAUCCUCCGUCUUUGCUGGACAUCACAAUGCUUUCAGAGCUGAGAAAAGAUGGGCACCCAUCAAUCUACAGUGGUGAUUUGAGCCCUCAGCAGAGAGCCAAUCCUGACCGUUCAGCAGAUUGCAGCCAUUGGUGCCUUCCUGGACUGCCAGACACUUGGAACCAACUCUUUUACACAACUUUGUUCUUCUAAUUUUUAUAUUUUAUUUGCACUCUAAUUAAUUAACAAGUUAUAUAGGUUUUAUUUUAUUUUGUGACACAUUUAUGAUGAGAGAGUGCAAAAUUUGCAGCUCAUUCUUUAUCUUUAUAUUGUAAUUUGUAAAGUGAUGUGCAUAUAUAUUGUUAGUGUUAGAGAGGAGAAAUGAGGUUCUUAUUUCCUCAUUAUUUUUCCAA